AUGGUCUGCCAAGCCAAGUUGCCCAUCAGCUUUUCGAAGACGAACGACUAUUCCACGACCAUCUCGACGAACCGGAUUCGGAGGCAUACAAGCUCUUUCAGUCAUCCGAAGCUCUCCCGAACUUACACUCUGAAGAUCACGAUGCAAUUUACUGUUGCGAAGAAGAGUAUCAAGCUAGUCAAAGACUGUCCAGUGAUUGUUGUACCUGCCCCACACGAUUUGCAGCCGCAGCAAGUCAUUGCGGGGCCAUCCAGAAUAGUGGCGCAUGAUGAAGAGGAAGACCAGUUGCCAAUAUAUGAAGAGGCGCCGUCUUACGAGGACACGACUCAGAAUCUAGCAACGUCAGCGACUCCCGCAUAUUCACGCUGA
This is a messenger RNA of Sphaerulina musiva SO2202, 369 nucleotides long. RefSeq lists its product as uncharacterized. The record is from RefSeq and is a predicted model, not a curated record. Lineage: Eukaryota; Fungi; Ascomycota; Dothideomycetes; Mycosphaerellales; Mycosphaerellaceae. The transcript has a single exon. Bases 1 to 369 code for a protein of 122 amino acids.